CUUAAGAAAACUACAAUAUAAAAUUAAAAUUUAAAGCUACAAAAAAUUGUCAACAAGUUAAAUCACGCUCGUGUACCUAGAUUAGAUAGGAGGAGUUAGGAUUCUAACUUUUUAAAAUCCAACCAUAAAGAGUUACGAAAUUAUUCUACUUUUAUUUUAUUUUAAUUUCAUUAUAAUGCCAAAAGCUGUGGCGCCAAAAAAGAAGGCUGCAAAAGGAUACGCAUUAGCGGAGUCUUUACCAGUAGGCGAAGUCCUUCAAGAUAUUUCCAAAAAUCAAUGGAAGUUGGGGCCUGUUGUAGGCCAUGGUGGCUUUGGGGCUAUAUAUUCAGCCCGCCCAGCUGCCGAUAAUGGUACCAAGUAUCCCUACGUUGUGAAAAUAGAACCACAUUCAAAUGGACCCUUAUUUGUGGAGAUGCAUUUUUAUAUGAGAAAUGCUAAACAAGUAGAUGUGGAGGAUUUUAAGAAGAAAAUGGGGCUAAAAACCUUAGGAAUGCCAAUAUACAUAGGAUCCGGGUCACAUGAAUACCGUGGAGAUAAAUAUAGAUUCAUUGUAAUGGAGCAAUUCGGUAAGGAUUUGUGGAAGACAUUUUUGGAGAAUAAACGAGUGUUUCCAGCCUCUACAGUAUUUAAAAUAUCCCUGCAAAUGUUAGACGUUCUAGAGUACAUUCAUAGCAAAGGCUUUGUUCACGCAGAUCUCAAAGGAGCCAACAUUUUAAUGGGUGUAACUAAAGAGACUGCGAAUAAACAGAUGUACCUGAUAGAUUUCGGUCUAGCCACCAAAUACUAUGAUCAAGCCGAUUUUAAACCAAAUCCCAAGAAGGCCCAUGAUGGUACCAUAGAAUAUUUAAGCAGAGAUGCUCAUCAAGGAGUUCAGACCAGACGCGGAGAUCUAGAAAUUCUUGCCUAUAACAUCAUCCAAUGGCUGGGGUGCACUCUCCCAUGGGAAAAGAAUUUGAAAGAUCCUAACAACGUUCACAAAUCCAAAGAGGAAUAUAUGUCAGACAUUCCAAAAUUCAUGAAAACGUGCUUCACAAGUGGAUCUCCACCUGCUCCCUUAGUUACAUUUUUGAAGUAUUUGUUAACCCUAAAACACAAUUCUAGCCCAGACUAUAAAAAAAUUAGAAGUAUUUUGUCAAGCGGUCUGGAUAAGGGUGACAGCGUUGGAAAACCUUUCAACUUUUCCGUUAGUAAAGCUUCUAAUAAAACACCCUCCAAAACGCCUACUAAGAGGAAAGGCAAAGGUAUUUCUAUUGUUACUUCUAAAAGAAGAUCUGCAAGAAAUAACGCAGAUUCUACUUUAGAAGAAGAAACUGUUGAUGAAGAGGAAGAUAGUUCAGGUGAUAUCCUUGAAGAAGUUAACUCCAAGAAAACAUCUUCAAAGAAAACAUCAUCCAAAGCUGCUACUAAAAGGAAAGGCCAAGGUGUUUCUGCUGUUAGUCCGAAAAGAAGAUAUGCAAGGAAUGGUGAUGGAGAUUCUACUCUAGAUGAAGAGGAAAAUGUGGAUGAAGAAGAAGAUAGUUCAGGUGAUAUCAUUGAAGACAGCUUCAUUGAAGACAGCUUCAUUGAAGACUCCAAGAAGACAACUUCAAAGAAAUUACCAUCCAAGUCACCUACAAAAAGGAAUGACAGGGGUGUUACCUCGAGAAAAAGAUAUGAUGCAGAUUCAACGCUAGAAGCAGACUAUCAUGUUGAUGAAGAGGAAGAUAGUCAAGAUGAUUGGGCCGAAGAACUGGAUUCAUCCGUUAAUAAAGUGUCGUCAAAGAAAAGUCCUUCAAAGAAAUAUCCUAAGAAAACCGUCCCCAAGUCGCCCACAAACAAAAAGACUAACGGAAUUUCUGAGGUCUUACCGAGAAAAAGGUCUACAAGAAGCGAAGACCUAGAUUCAACUCUAGAAGAGAAAGAAAACUGGGAUGAAGACGAAAGUAGUACAGAGGACGAUGUAGAAGAAUUUAUCUCACCAAGUAAACCUAGAAGAAAAAUCACAUCACCAGUUAGUAGAAAAACAAAGCCAAUUAGAAAGAAGCCCACGACAUCUUCAUCCAAUAAGAAAACAAUAAGCAAUGGCAUACCUGGAGAAACGAACGCCAUGAGAGAAAUAAGACAGCGGAUAUUGGAAAGGGAAAACUCAAAAAAGAAAACGAAGGCACGACAGCCAACAACAAACGGAGAUACCGGCGUAUAUAACGAUGCCAUGAAAGAAGUCGCGCUAAUGACAGGUGGUCGCAGAAAAGUCAUAAACUGAGACUGAAGUUGCAUAUUUACUAACGUAGAAGCCACAGUUAGAAUGCAGUGUUGGGCUUACGAUGCGCAGCGAUGCCGCUCAUGUCGGCACAAUAGUAGGUGCUGUGUAGUUUGGCGAUAGACUGAGAAAUCACCGGCGUUGAUGCGCCGCUCGGAGCAAACCGGCAACGUAGUCGGCCGUUCUCCCGUAAGAAAUACAUUGCUCUAGGCUACCUGCACUGCAUACUAACUGUGGCUUUUAGUAUAGUAGAUCAAGUUAUUAUAUACACCUGGUAACAUUGGAUUUUUUUUGCAAAAGGGUUUUUAUUUGGUAAUUUCUCUGGUUUAAAAGUCAUUCGCCCAACGAAUGGUUUUACCUGCUUUAUAAAAAUCUUAAAAGAAUAUUUUAUUUAAAAUUUGCUAUUAAGAAAGAAAAGGUAAAAACUAAUAUAUUUUGUAAAUCAAUUGUAAACGUUUUUAAAACAAAAAGUUCAGUUUUACCAGUGGUCCUAUUGAUGUAAUCAACUUUAAGUAUUUCGUACAUAUUACAUAAUAAAAAAUAUUUUUAUACAAAGUUGCUUUAUAAGUGACUAUUUUUUACUUUUUAUGCUUAUUGAAACAGUGUUUUUUAAUUAUUACCCUUUUGUACUGUUCUAUUUUUGUUUACCAAUAUGUAUGUCCUUGUAGAAGGAUUAUUAAAUAUAUUAAAU
Diabrotica virgifera virgifera (western corn rootworm) is the source of this 2930-nucleotide messenger RNA. Its product is annotated as serine/threonine-protein kinase VRK1. Gene Ontology annotation, cellular component: nucleus; cytoplasm. The transcript has 10 exons. The coding region runs from base 176 to 2242 and encodes 688 amino acids. Lineage: Eukaryota; Metazoa; Arthropoda; Insecta; Coleoptera; Chrysomelidae. The record is from RefSeq and is a predicted model, not a curated record. Gene Ontology annotation, molecular function: protein serine/threonine kinase activity; ATP binding. Gene Ontology annotation, biological process: peptidyl-serine phosphorylation; signal transduction.